Messenger RNA from Labeo rohita (rohu), 1537 nucleotides. RefSeq names its product cytoglobin 1 (gene cygb1). NCBI's taxonomy places the organism in Eukaryota, Metazoa, Chordata, Actinopteri, Cypriniformes, Cyprinidae. The record is from RefSeq and is a predicted model, not a curated record. Gene Ontology annotation, biological process: oxygen transport. Gene Ontology annotation, molecular function: iron ion binding; oxygen binding; heme binding. The transcript is spliced from 3 exons. The coding region runs from base 111 to 644 and encodes 177 amino acids.
GGAUCUUCUUCAUUCAGCAGUAACUCUUCAUCAGACUCUUGAGGAGACAGAAUAAAGAAGCCGGCAGGAGCACACACACACAGCUCAAGUGUAUCUCAGCGAGUGUCUGGAUGGAGGGAGACGGAGGUGUGAAUCUCACACAGAGUCCUGAGACUCUCACCGAGGACGAUGUGUGUGUGAUCCAGGACACGUGGAGACCUGUCUAUGAGAACCGAGAGAAUGCCGGAGUCGCCGUGCUCAUCAGGUUUUUCUCAAACUUCCCAACGGCAAAGCAGUACUUCAAUCAGUUACGUGACAUGGAGGACCCCGAGGAGAUGAAGCAAAGCACGUAUCUGAAGAAACACGGCCUGCGGGUCAUGAACGCCAUCAACACGAUGGUGGAAACUCUGCGUGAUGGAGACAAACUCGACACCAUCUUCCAGCAGAUGGGCAAAUCACACGCGCUCAGACACAAAGUGGAUCCGGUUUACUUCAAAAUUCUGGCUGGAGUGAUACUGGAGGUGCUGGUGGAAGCCUUCCCACAGUGCUUCAGUCCAGCAUCGGUGCAGAGCGUGUGGUCUAAACUCCUAGGUGUCCUGUACUGGCAGAUGAACAAAGUCUACUCUGAAGUCGGCUGGGAAUUCAACCAAAACGCUGCAAAGUGAAGGAGAGAAUAUGUAGAGUUCAGAUGCAAAACUCCCUAAAAGCUAUCUCAGUCAAAAAUGAGAUAAUGAUACUGAGUGAAUGCUCCUGACACAUAUUCACGCAUCAAAUACUUUUACUUCAAACUUGCUAAAAUCCCAGCCUCAGCCCAAUCAGAAGUACCAGUACUUACAUACAAACCUAUACAUGGGAGCCUGAUAAAAAAAAAAAAAAAAAAAAAAAAAAAAAAGAAAGAUGGCUUUUGCAUCUGAACUCUUCAUAUAUGCAUAACUAUACAAAUUAAACCAAAGAUUAUUACAGCAAUGUCACAUAUAUUUGAUUCAUUGCUAUUAGUGAAAGAAAAAACGUGGAAAAAAAAGGCGUCAGAGAAAAUGAGCUCAUGCCAGACAAUGUUUUAUAAAUGCUGAUGGAUCCUGCAUGACAUUUUAUCUGGACUUUAUCGAUGUCAGAUCCCUAGCAACUGUUAUUCAGCUCAGAUGAUAAACACACAUAUAAAUCAGUGAAGAAAUCUCAAGCUCUCUGCAGCUUGUCUCCCAUUAAAUAUUUACACAUACUCCAGAUAAACCAUUGGUCUGUACACAAACACGACCUCCUUCAGAUACAAAAAUGUGCAUUUCUGAUGAAACAUUUGGGUCUCUGCUGGAGCUUUAGAUAAAUAUCCAGUUCAUCUGAAGCGGAUGUUUUUGAAAGAGCGAGUGCUUUUGUAUCAGUCGCUUCCAUUUGUGUGUUGUGAGCAUAAAACUAAUCAAAAUGAGUAGAAAGGACUGUUCUGUCUUACUAAAGCAACUAAACUUAUUUCUUUUUCUACUUAUUCAAAUGUUUUGUACAUUUAAAAUAAUCACCCAUUCAGAAAUAAACCCUGAAACAUUAAAGAAAUAAACUCUGAGUCUUGCAC